Messenger RNA from Colletotrichum karsti, 402 nucleotides. RefSeq names its product RNA polymerase ii transcription factor b subunit 5. The record is from RefSeq and is a predicted model, not a curated record. Gene Ontology annotation, biological process: transcription initiation at RNA polymerase II promoter; transcription by RNA polymerase II; nucleotide-excision repair. The transcript is spliced from 3 exons. Gene Ontology annotation, cellular component: transcription factor TFIIH core complex; transcription factor TFIIH holo complex. NCBI's taxonomy places the organism in Eukaryota, Fungi, Ascomycota, Sordariomycetes, Glomerellales, Glomerellaceae.
UUGUCGACGAUCCGACAAUUUCACCCACGUCAACAGCCAGGCGCAAUUCGCGACCACCGCGCCCGCACCGCGACGAACGAUAGCAACGAAAGCACCCCUGUUUCCAUUCCAGCAUCAUACCGAUACUGCGUCCGCAACUCCAUCCUUCCUCUCUCUCGGGCCCAUUCUCACCACAUCACAUCCACCAUGCCACGCGCCAUCAGAGGAGUGCUCAUCGAGUGCGACCCCUCCAUCAAGUCCAUCAUCGUCAACAUCGACGCAGCGAACCAUGAUUACAUCAUUGAGGAUCUUGACGAUCAGCAUGUUGUCGUGAAGGAGAAUAUGGUAGCUGCGCUGAAGAGACAGCUCGACGAGAGGCUUAAGGAAACACAGCAGCCGGACGAGAGUUCCGACUCUGACUGA